AUGAGCAAUCUGGCUCAUAACACCGGAAAGCCUUCCGGAAAACUGGAAAUAGAAUGUCGUACAGGCGAAGCAAAAUUGACCCAAGGACACAAUUUACCAGCUCGAUACAUCAUACAUACUGUGGGUCCUAAAUUCAAUGUGAAAUAUCAAACAGCAGCAGAAAACACUUUGCACUCUUGUUACAGAAGCGUAUUACAUAAAUCCCGUGAACUAGGUCUACAUUCCAUAGCUCUUCCAGUCAUCAAUUCCGUCCAGAAAAAUUAUCCUCCCGAUCAAGGAGCACACGUGGCUUUGAGAACGAUACGAAGGUUUCUCGAAACGUACGGAUCGACGAUGCACACAAUAGUUUUAGCACUUCAAAAUUCAGAUGCAGGCAUCUAUGAGGUUCUCCUGCCGUUGUAUUUUCCGCGCACAGAAGCGGAAGAAGAAUCGGCCCGGUGGCAACUUCCAGAAAAUAUUGGAGGUCUAUUAGGAGAACCUCUUCAACCAGAUAGGCAGAUCAGAAUUAUUGACAAUCCUAGGCACGCUGUCACACUGACCGACGAUGACUCAGUGUCAUUAUCUCUCAGUGAAGACUUCACCAGAAUGCAUGGUGAUUUGGACAGGGAACGUCUUCUUGGAGAAAGACCUCAAUGUGAUCCUAUUAUUGACACCAUGGCCAAGGAACUGAGACACCAAGAAAGAUAUGAACGUUUGCUGAGACGAGCCAAAACUGAAGAUUUGACCGAAGUUUCUGGCAUCGGAUGUUUAUACCAGAGUGGAGUCGACAGAUUGGGCAGGCCCGUCGUCGUCUUCUGCGGAAAAUGGUUCCCUGUCAAUAAUUUAAAUUUGGACAAGGCUCUUUUAUAUCUGAUCGCUCUAUUGGAUCCGAUCGUAAAAGGAGAUUACGUGAUCGCCUACUUCCAUACUCUGACGUCAAACAACAACUACCCUUCGUUCGCCUGGCUGAGGGAGGUUUACAGCAUAUUGCCAUACAAAUAUAAGAAGAAUUUGAAAGCCUUCUAUAUCAUUCAUCCUACGAUCUGGACGAAGAUGAUGACAUGGUGGUUCACAACUUUCAUGGCUCCAGCAAUCAAACAAAAAGUACAUUCUUUACCAGGAGUAGAACAUUUAUAUUCUGUGAUGACACCAGAUCAGUUGGAAAUUCCUGCUUAUAUCACCGAAUACGAUAUGACGAUCAACGGUUUACAUUAUUUCCAACCAGGACAGACAACUGCGGCCACGUAAUAUAGCGUUCUAUGUCCGAGAACAAAAAAUUUAAAAGCAAAUCAAAAUUAUUCCAUAACAUAUGAAGAGAUUCAUCCCUUAACUUAUAAGUCGUUAGUUGAUAAUAAUCAAAGUGAAUGAAACAUUAUCAUAAUUAAUAUUUUAUUUUUAAUUUUAAUUUUAUUUUUAGAAUCAUAUUUGA
Molecule: messenger RNA, 1408 nt
Organism: Ctenocephalides felis (cat flea)
Lineage: Eukaryota; Metazoa; Arthropoda; Insecta; Siphonaptera; Pulicidae
Product: protein GDAP2 homolog
Exons: 11
Coding region: 1-1227 (408 amino acids)
Source: RefSeq, a predicted model, not a curated record